UAUUUCUUGUGCCUUCUAGCCCUAGACCGCUGUGCAGAAGGAAAGCUGCUUAGGAAAAGUUGGACUUAUAUUGAUCGCAUUCGAAAGCGAAAGCGUGUGUCCAUGUUCCCAGAAUGUGGAGAAAGUUAUUGGUCCAAGUCGUGUUAGGGGUUAUGGUUCAACACUAAUCGGGCACAUAGGACUUAGUUGGCCAGAAUGACUUCCUUCCCGGUGUCAGAUCCAGUCCAUUCUGGGCGGGAAUGACUUUACACGACGACCAACCGAAGAAGGUUGGUUUGAUCUUGAAGCCAAACUUAUUCUUCACUUGUGUAAAAAAGUUUUACCUAGGAAGGAUCUAGAUGAAAUAUGUUUUGCAAAUACAAAAUGCCUGUAGCAACAAGAAGAUGAAUUGAUGAAGGGUAGAUUGAAAGAAAGAGCUAACAUAUACCUAUCUCUUUAAAGACAAAAUAAAACAAACUUGUUACUAUCUUCAAAAUAUGCAUUAUCCAUUUUCUAAAAACGAUUGAUAAUACAGAAUAUAAAAAGGCGUGAAAUGCCAUGAACAACGUGCAUCAAAAACCCUUAAAAUCGGAGAUUUCAUUCUAUAAAACCGAUGGUAUGUGUAAUAAUCACCCCAAGCAGAAUUGAAAGAAAGACCGACUGACCAGGACAAAUAGACAUCAAGGCUACGGUACUUAGAGCGCAAAUAUACCCUGACGGAUGGGCAGCGCUUGUCCGCAGUUGUAAUUGUAAUGCUGGCCACAGAGAGAAUUUACUGACCAGGUGGGCAAAGACCUAGACGUAAGGUUAAAGGUUUUCCCCGGUGUAAAACGCACGAGCGAGCACAGGAAACAAUGCGUGGUAUGAAUGGAUGAAUGCGUAGGAUGGCAGAUGGUUCGAGCAUAAAUGGUGGCACGAAAACCGUAAAAUGAGAGCCGGGAAGCAACAGCUGAUGCAUUUCGGAGCCCUGGUUGGUUCACUGUGGCGAACGCUGCACCGACUGGUGGUUUAAGGUUGGUGAAACAAACCCGGUAGGGAUUUUCGGGUAGGGGUCUGGUCGUGCAAAUACGUAUCCGACGAGUGUUGGUGGACUUUAUUCGGGUGAGGAAUUGUUUUGAAACUGGUAUGUUACACCUGGGUUGUAAAGGUAUGGUACGGAUAUAAUGCAACACGAUACUUAAGUGAAACAUUCAUGCAUUUGUCAAGAGCUUAUGUUGAUGGAGGAAGGGAUUUUGUUGUGACGCAUGCUACAACACCGUGUUUGUAUGAUUGUUGAGAAAUUUUGCCAUUUAUUCAAAGAACAUGAUAGCAUCUUAGACAGUAAGGAUUACGUUUUCUUGGGUGUAAAGAGCAAUGCGUUAUGGCAAUAAUGUUUGAAGCGUAUAAGAAGCGUAUAGAAAGAAAGGAUGCAAAUGAUGCAUUAAAAGAUUUAUACAUAGUUGCUAGAUAAAAUGAGAUGGAACUAAAAACACAGCUCUUUCUUCUUUUAAAGAUAUUAUAAAACGUUUGGUUACAAAGUAUUCGUGGUUGCAAUGUAAAACGUUUAUAGUGAUUAUAUUAAUGAGAACAAUAAUUAAUCUAUACACAUCACAAUUUCGAAAAACCCGUCUUUAUGAAAAAUAAAAUUAAUAUAAAAUAUAAAACUAAUAAACACAAUUAGCAGGACCCCAAGCAAGGACUGACUAUCCAGCUAUGUGAUAAAACAAGUCUAGUAAACCAAAAAUGGCCGAAGUGACCUUAGAGGUCGUUAAGCCAAGAAAGAAGAAAGAGAAUACUUAUUUGAUCAACAGCUCAAGAUUUUACUUCAAUAAUAUAUUCCUUCAAUAACAAAAUUGAUGAAGGAAAAGUUUGAAAUUCUAAAAAGCAUGCAACUCUUUAAUAGAACUUAUCGUUCAACGGGAAUCCAAAUGUGUUAAAAAUAUUGAUAAAUAAAAUAACAAAUCAUGAUAGGAUUAAAUGAAAUGCAAAUGUUGAUGUUCUAUGUGCUUUUUAACCUUUACGGGGGGAGCCGCAGCAUUCCAAACCGUGUAUUUCAUAUUUAUUCCUUUUAAUAUUAAUUCUAUCAUUCAAUAAACAACCGGAAAGUGAUACUAAAACGAACAUGUUUAAACAUUCGCGUACGUUCAUGCUAAAUUCGCCGAGUAACGUCCUGCCACUUGUUCUGUUCCACACGAGUUAAACUACACAGCAUCCACAUUUCUGCUACACAUUGUUCAUGAUGAUUGCGACAAAAUUCGAUUCGUUUCCCUGGCAGGUUUGCCCUUCAGUAAAAUUGCCAUUUUCCGAGGGAGAACACUACGCAUAAAAACUACAUCAACUCGUCUGCAGCCCAAACCGAUUGCAAAAUGCUUUCCACUUCUUUAUUGCGUUUAUGAUAGGAGGGAAAUUGUGCGUGUGGAUGUGUGGGUGUUCACAAGGGUGUUACUGUUUGCUUUUUGUGUGUCGGGACAGAGGAUACACCAGGACACAGCUAGACCAGACAUGAUGAUGUUGACUCGCAGGAUACGUUGUUACCAUGGUAACAGACAUGUUCCCUACACGGGUGAAAUGUUGCCCUGCACAGGGACGAAGGAACGUGAUUGUUUAAACGUUGGCCACGAGCAUUGGAAACUCUGGCUGCAAUGAACACCAUCCGUGUACCACCGCGUUUUGCCAUAAUGAACGAAAAAUAUCGAUUUUCUCUCCCUUUUGCAUGCUGAAUCUGUUAGUUAGUUAGUUCGGCUAAAUUGCCCUAGGGAACCAUUUUGCCUUCAGGGACACUAAAGAUUCCUUUUUUCAAGGUCGAUUCAAACAUGCCUAUCGGGGUGAGAGAAAACUCGAUGAAAUUUGCACCCUCAGCAUCCGGUAGGGCUAAUUUGAGCUAAACCAAAUGUUCCAGGUUGUGGACGUGUACUUGCUUGAGCCACGGACAAAUGAAUGUGGCCAAUGAAAACAGAUCGAGAUUACUUCCAACGCGGUGUGCUGGUGGAGCUACGUGGAGCAUUUGAAUUCGAUGUUUUUUCGGACGCCUUAUCGAGACCGCUGCUAUCAGCAGAAGGCGUGCGACUCGUCGUCACAUUAUCGGUGCAAUGUGGAAGUACGUCUACGUCAGUAUGGCUACACACUUCGACUUCAGUUGUUUGACUGUCAGACAUUCACACCGAACCUUGCCGUGAGUAAUACUCGUGCGUUCCACAAUACUGUGAGUGUAGGAUGGUCGUCGGAAGUAGAUCUCUGGUGGCCCGUACUGCAUUGGCGGUGAUCGUACUAGCUAACAUAUUCGACACCUCAAGUGCCGCCAAUAUUCUGGCCGUGUUUCCAAGCAUCAGCAAAACUAAUUAUAUCUUCGGUCAGGUUCUGUUUGAGGCACUCGCUGCAAAAGGCCAUAAUCUAACUAUUGUAAGUCCAUUUGAGAUCCAGUAUGCGUACGAGAACAUUCGACAGCUGAGGAUAACCGGCCUGUUUAACCAUAUCGAAGAUUAUGGACUGCACGCAAACGUGUUUACCAAGCGAGACAAAUCUAGCUUCUAUGGUAAUACCAAUCUCAUCUACGGCACGGCAGCAAUGGCCGACUAUACGUUGGGCCAUCCGAAGCUGCAAGAGCUGCUGAAGAACCCGAACGAGACCUUUGACCUGCUAAUCCUGGAUCAGGUGCUGUGCGAAAGUUUACUCGGGUUGGCUUAUCAUUACGGUGUGCCGGCGAUUGUGUACAGCGCGGAUGCCUCCAACAAGUAUACGAACGAGAUGGUAGGGAAUCCGCACAAUCCAGCCUACAAUCCGAUUCCUUCGCUGGGGUACUCCGAUCGAAUGCAUUUGGUACAGCGAGUGUGGAACACAUUCGUUUCCAUCUGCGAGCAGUUUAACUACCGGUACAUUUACCUUCCCUCUCAAGAAGCAGUUUACCAACGGUAUUUUUCGCUGCGCAACCAACCACCUCUGCUAGAUCUCAUCCACAACGUUAGUCUGGUAAUGGUCAAUAGCCAUCCAGUGAUUAACUUUGCCCGCCCGCUUGUACCGAACAUGAUCGAGAUUGGUGGAGCACACAUCAGACAGCUCGAGGAUACGGGCUUCUCGCAGGAUGUGAUCAAUUGGGUGGAAAAGGCCAAGAAUGGAGUCAUCUACUUCAGCAUGGGCACCAAUAUUCGGUCGGCAGAUUUCCCCGACAGCUUGCGGGAAGCAUUUGUGGGCGCAUUUAGCAAGCUUAACCAGGUGUUGAUCAUCUGGAAGUGGGAAAAUGCAACUCUACCGAAUCAGUCGGCGAAUGUGAUCAUUGGACCGUGGAUGCCACAGCAACAGCUGCUCGCCCAUCCAAAUGUGCGGCUGCACAUUACGCACGGCGGAUUGCUUAGCAUGAUGGAGACAGUGCACUACGGUAAACCGAUCUUGGGUUUACCGCUUGCAGGAGAUCAAGAGAUCCUUGUCAACCGAGCGGUAGAAGCUGGUUACGGUUUAAAGCUUGAUUAUCAAAAUGUUACCGAGGAUGGUGUGUUGGAUGCGAUUAAUCAAAUUCUCAACGAACCAGAAUUCCGCUAUGCUGCGAUGAAAGCAUCCCGACAGUUUAGUGAGCAACCGCUAAAACCUAUGGACAAAGUCCUUUAUUACGUUGACUACGUGCUAAAGAAGGACAGUGGCAUCAAUUACAUGCGCAGUGGAGCACUGUAUCUAUCAUUCUGGCCCCGACACGUUGUGGACGUUGCCUCCAUACUGGUGCUAAUCACCAUGAUUCCGGUGGGAUUGUUUGCCACACUGAUUCAAAUUAUUCUGCGAAAAACUCACGAACGAAAGUUGAAAAAUUUAUCUGACGUGGGUAAAGCCGUAUCAAAUGGAAAAUCGUUGGUAAAAGAUGCUAAAAAGAAGCGCAACUGAACUGAAGUUUAAUUUGUUAACAUUGGUCGUUAGCUUUUUAUAAAAACAUACAAAACUUUGACUGAGCUAAGAACCGUUUUAUACUAUUGUUGUAAUAAAAGUAAAAAGUGAAAUAAUUUAUAA
This is a messenger RNA of Anopheles funestus (African malaria mosquito), 4947 nucleotides long. Its product is annotated as UDP-glycosyltransferase UGT5-like. The transcript has 5 exons. The record is from RefSeq and is a predicted model, not a curated record. Gene Ontology annotation, molecular function: UDP-glycosyltransferase activity. Lineage: Eukaryota; Metazoa; Arthropoda; Insecta; Diptera; Culicidae. Bases 3172 to 4824 code for a protein of 550 amino acids.